Talaromyces amestolkiae is the source of this 1371-nucleotide messenger RNA. RefSeq lists its product as uncharacterized. Bases 1 to 1371 code for a protein of 456 amino acids. The record is from RefSeq and is a predicted model, not a curated record. Lineage: Eukaryota; Fungi; Ascomycota; Eurotiomycetes; Eurotiales; Trichocomaceae. The transcript has a single exon.
AUGGAUCCAUUCUCCCGUAUCCCAGUUGAAGCCAGACAAGUUAUCCUGGAACAACAACUCAAUCUACGAGAUUUGCAGGCUGCCAUUUUGGCAUCCAGACCCCUGUAUCUCGCCUAUGGCAAUUCUCGCAAGCUCAUCCGCCAGAGAGUCUUCCGGGUCCAGAUCCUCUGCGGUUAUCUCCCAGCUAAUAACGACGCCGCUAUCUUUACCCGAGCUCUCCGUCAAAUUGAGAUACUGGAGAAAAAGAACUCAAACGAUGGUAUCAUCCUACGGGAAUCGUUAUGGCCACUCUUAAUUACUAUGAACCCGGAAAGAAAGUUCUUGGAAAUCUUGGUUACAUGGUCUCUCAAUUAUGCAAAAGCUUAUCGGGCCUCUUCUCGCGAGAAAGAGGCCAGGCACAUCGAGGUACAGGUUGUGCAACUGUUCUAUCUCCACCGGGCCCCUAUUGAAUCCGGCACUAUCUUUGGCUCACAUGAAGGACACCUAAUAGUUAACUGGAUCCGCACUACAAUGACUACCGCUGUCCAGCAUCAGCACUAUGCGUAUGGAGCGGUUCUCUAUAGCCAAAUAUGCGACAGCUGGGAUCUUAUGUGCCAUCAAACAUUGCCUGAUUUGCUUACGGUGCCUCUAUCGCUUUGUUCAAAUGAUGGGAAUUCGUUUGUAGCGAAGAACUUUCUCGGAACUGUCAUAUCUAGGAGCUGGUCAUUGUUCUGGCACAGUAGAAGCACCAGCCGCCAUGCAGGUGACAUGCUUUGCUAUCAUUGCCUGGGUGGAGCGAAAGGCCUAUUGGCCGCUACUAGAUUAGCUCAUGUUAGUGCCGAGGAGACUCUCUCCUCCAUCGAGAAGAUAUGGAACGAAAUGUCUCCGCGAAGUCCGGCAGCAAGCUUCUGGGCCAACUUGGUUGUGGAAAGCCACCAGUCACUGGGAGCUGGUAGGUUGGAGGGAGUUUUGAAGAUCUGGAAUAGACUCCGUGAGAUUAUCCCCAGUGAUCCAACCGAGUUCGAAAUAAUAGACCUUGACUGGGCACGAAAAGUAAUUUUGGAAUUACGAAACCUGGAGAGAGGCAGGACUCAAGACCGGAGCUUGGAGUUCCAGGCGUCGGUGCUGGCUCUUCUGAGCCGGGGAAGUCCAGUGUAUUACGCUUUUGCAAGAAAUUUGGCUGAUACCUAUGUUCUAAAUGGGGAUACGAAGUCCGCCCUAACGCUCCGACAGCAGAUAUGGCAAGACCUGCAACCGACAUCACGUAUUUACACUUCAUGGGCGCGAGAAUUGGCCGGUCUCUAUCGCAGAUUUGGCCGUGAGGAGGAAGCGAUACAAUUGACGAGAGGCAUGGAAGAAAGAAGGGUAGGAAACGUCAAUAUAACUGUUUGA